AUGUUUCGAUAUCGACGUUACCGCGCCUUUUUAGUCUUUACUGUUAUUGCUGUACUAGCGUUAUACAAAUUUGGGGGUUCGAGUGCGGCGGCAUGGAGAGAGGCUGCAUCAAAUGCUGUCGGGUCAGCUGGUCUGAAAGGCGACGCUGAGAAGGUUCCGCAGGAGGACACUCCCCCACACCCUGCUGUGGCGCAUGAGACGAGAAGUCUGAAGCUAGAUGUGCCCGCUGCUAGUACGCCGCGGUUGCUCCAGACACCACCUCCUGUGAAGACACCGGCUCCAUCAUCAUCAACAUCGAGCCCUGCUGUGACAGAGCAGCAACAGAAGCCCUCUAUUCCUACACCCAUCCGACCGCAACCACACGGCCAGCCCGCCAUUGCAGACAACCCAUUGGAGCCAUCUUCGAUCAUUGAUGCGAUUCACUGGACGAAACUUCCGGAACAUUUCCCCGUUGCCCCAGAAUCGCUCAUUAAGCUGCCGUCUGGCACCCCGAAAUCCAUACCUAAGAUUCAAGCCAAGUUUAAGCCGGAAGAUGUCACAGCCAAGGCUGAGAGGAUCGCGAAACUGGACAAGAUCAGAAGUGUGGCAAAGAAGUCGUGGGAAGGAUACAAGGCAAAUGCCUGGUUACAUGAUGAGCUACGGCCACAGUCUGGCACUUUUAGAGAUCCUUUUGCACACUGGGGCGCAACACUGGUAGAUGCCCUCGACACUUUGUGGAUAAUGGGGCUUAAGGACGAGUUCGAAGAGGCAGUCAAGGCAGUGGACAAGAUCGACUUUACAACCACCCCUCGCCCCGAUAUCCCCUUGUUCGAGACAACAAUCCGCUAUCUCGGUGGGCUGCUGGCUGCCUACGAUUUGAGCGACAAGAAGCACAAGAACCUGCUAGAUAAGGCAGUAGAACUUGCUGAAGUUCUUAUAAGCGCGUUCGACACACCCAACCGAAUGCCCGAGACUUAUUAUUAUUGGAGGCCUGAUUUCGCGUCUCAAAAACACCGUGCUAGCUCACAUGUUGUUCUGGCUGAAAUCGGGUCACUCUCUUUGGAAUUCACCCGACUUGCGCAGCUCACGGGAGAGCACAAGUACUACGAUGCCAUUGCACGUAUUACGGACAACCUCGAAGAGUUCCAAAGCAAGACUCAACUCCCUGGAAUGUGGCCGACAUAUCUGGACGCCUCCGGAUGCGGAAGACAAUAUAUCGACAUGCCUCCCCAGGCGCCCCUCAAAGCUCCAACAGGUUAUCUCGACGAUCAGUCAUCGACUGAUGCAGAGCCUGCUACGCCCUCCCCUACUGAAAUUUUGUCGCCAGAGGGUAAGAAGUACGUGCCGUUGGAUCUGCCGGACCCCGUUGUGCUUGCGCAAGACGAUGUACCGGUUGGCACAAGCGCAAAGGAAGACUCUAUAGUACCCGGGACUGCUGGGAAGGCGCAGAUCAAGAAUUGGGACAGCAGUCCAGUAGAGAAGCGACAGCUUGAUAUUGAUGAAUCUGAACCACCGGAGGCGGCGCUGAACGCCCAGGACGCCACUUCAACCUCGUCUGCCUCUGACACCAAGCCGACACCCCCAGAAUGCAUACCCCAAGGGUUUACAUCAAGCUCCAGCUACGGACGCGAAGAAUUCACGUUAGGCGGUAUGUCGGAUUCUACGUACGAAUAUCUGCCCAAGCAGUAUUUGCUCCUUGGUGGCCAGAUUGAGAAAUACCGGACGAUGUAUGAACAAUCAAUGGAUGUAGUCAAGGAGCACUUGGUUUUCCGACCAAUGCUACCGAAAGGAGAAGAUAUUCUCUUUUCCGGCAAGCUGAACGUCCCGUCCAACAUUGACACUACCAAAGCUGGUGACCUCACUGCUGAAAAUGCACAUCUCACCUGUUUUGCUGGUGGCAUGUUUGGUAUGGGCGCAAAGCUGUUUGACCGCCCUGAAGAUCUUGAGAUCGCGAAGAAGCUGACAGAGGGCUGCGUUUGGAGUUACGGCAUGACUCCGACUGGCAUUAUGCCGGAAGCUUUCGAGGUUGCUCCGUGUGAGGACAGGAAGGACUGUGCAUGGAACCAGACGGCUUACUGGGAGUACAUUGAUCCACGGCACGAGUCACGAAUGGAGACCUAUCAGGAGCAGCGGAAGGUAUACGAGUCGCAGAUCGCGUCUGCUUCAUCGUGGUAUGAGGCAGAACUUGCUGCGAUGACCGCAUUACCUACUCCUACCGCAGCUGCUGCGGUUGAGGCCCAGGCCACGUCUACCUUGGUCUAUGCGGAUACGUUGGACAAGCGUCAGAUCAUCGAGCAUGUAGACGAGCAAGAGAUUGCACACAUGCCAUCUGCCUCUGCCUCUGCCUCUGCGAGCGCCUCGCAGGAUCACGAGUCCGUCAUGGGCGGUGAGUCCGAGGAGGGCGAGGGCCCGCCAACAAAAGUCCAACCUGAUUCGAACAUCGCGGAACUUGCGCCACAGGCUAGUCUGACGCUGCCGAACUUCCCAUACGUCUACUCGCCGCAGCCAGUUAUGAACCAUGAAGACUACGUGCAGAGCAGAAUUCAAGAGGAUCGUCUGCCGCCGGGCGUUACGAGAAUCGGGGCCAAGAACUAUAUCCUUCGCCCCGAAGCUAUAGAGUCCGUCUGGUACAUGUACCGCAUAACUGGCGAUUCCCAUUGGCGCGACGCUGGAUGGCGCAUGUUCCUCGCAAUUGAUCAACACACAGCCACUGAAUUCGGUAACUCGGCCAUUGACGAUGUUACCAAGUUGACGCCGGAGCUCAACGAUGAGAUGGAGAGUUUUUGGUUAGCGGAGACGCUGAAGUACUUUUACUUGUUGUUUGCGGAAGAGGAUCUGAUUAGCUUGGAUGAAUGGGUGUUGAAUACUGAGGCGCAUCCUUUCAAGCGACCGGCGUAG
Molecule: messenger RNA, 2877 nt
Organism: Alternaria atra
Lineage: Eukaryota; Fungi; Ascomycota; Dothideomycetes; Pleosporales; Pleosporaceae
Exons: 2
Coding region: 1-2877 (958 amino acids)
Biological process (GO): N-glycan processing; carbohydrate metabolic process
Cellular component (GO): endoplasmic reticulum; Golgi membrane
Molecular function (GO): calcium ion binding; mannosyl-oligosaccharide 1,2-alpha-mannosidase activity
Source: RefSeq, a predicted model, not a curated record